AUGGACAUCAAAAAACUUCCUCAAGCGUGGAAGCACGAAUCUGAGCUUGCCCUUGUGAGAGACUACUUCUACCCGGAACACAAAGAGCCUGAUCCCUUCGCACCUGCUGCCUCCGACAAGCGCUUGGAUGCUAUUGAUCUCAUCGCGCUCUACCUGCUCAGAAAUCCCGGGACGCCACAUGCCAUGGCGGCGACAGCCAAUCUUACCGAAGCUUCACUACACAACGAACAGGCCGAUCGGGACAGCCAUAUCUCGGAUAAUGCCAUGCGGAGCAUCUACGCUAUGGCAUUUGUCAAGUUUGUUAACGGCUUUGUUGAUCGUGACGUGGCUAAAGCCAACACCGCUUCGCUGGCACUCGGUGCGGAGCCUAUAGAAGUUGAUGACGACUACGACAGCGAUAUCUUGAGAAGUAGCGAUGACGAAUCUGGUGAGAUGAAGGCCAAGGUCAAGGGCGGCGGCGAGAGUUCCAUGUACGCUUACGCUGCGAAAAUUGGAAUGCCCGAAGACUUCGUCGAUCUUAGGCACAAUAUCGUGCAUGGGGACAUCCCGCCGCUCGAAACAUUGCGAGGUUACAACAAACAAGCUUUGGGCUGGUUAUGGGAGAAAUGGUGGACUAGAAACGCGACUGGAGACCCAACUCGGGCAAAAUCUGAGAUGGAGGAGCAGGCGCAGGUGGCGGAUGCUGCGAGACGGAGGUCGAUUGAGGCGUGGCAACAGUACGAUGCAGCAAAAUCAUCAGCAGACGCGACAUGA
Molecule: messenger RNA, 753 nt
Organism: Cyphellophora europaea CBS 101466
Lineage: Eukaryota; Fungi; Ascomycota; Eurotiomycetes; Chaetothyriales; Cyphellophoraceae
Exons: 1
Coding region: 1-753 (250 amino acids)
Biological process (GO): maturation of 5.8S rRNA; maturation of LSU-rRNA
Cellular component (GO): Las1 complex; preribosome, large subunit precursor
Molecular function (GO): endonuclease activity
Source: RefSeq, a predicted model, not a curated record